AUGGCAUCAUCGUCGGCUGCUCAUUCAACUUCCUCGCCUGAUCCUGCUCGGCAGAUACUCUCAUUCUAUACCGCACAGCUCUUCUGUCGUCUCCUGAUUCAUGCUGUCAGCAGCGAGCGACAGUAUAACUUCGAUAACUGGAUAUGGAAACCAACCUGGCAGGUCAAGUGUCGCAGCCCUGGAAGCGGUCGUCGCAAGGAGCGGAGGGGUCUCGGUCUGGACGACUCUAUCCGCUCUUCCGGCACGCUCUGGAUCCCUCAUAGCCACUUCGAUUGGCAGAGAGGUCACAUCUCGCUCGAGCUGCUGGUGAAUAUCUACAUGUCUCGAAGCCCCCUUCAAGCUAAGCUAGCCCACCAGGCCAAUGUUCAAGCACUUGCCACGAACCAAGUGACCACCGGGUUACUGUUCCAACGGCUAGUUCGAAAUGCUCGGACAGAGUACGAUCGGGGGCGCAACCGGGACGCAGAGAUUCUUGCCGACCGUGCCGUCGCUCUUGCGGUGGAAGAGAUCGCCCGUGCUUAUCAUCAGCACUUCCUCGCCAAGCUGCACUCGUACUGGGAUCGACUCCGAGGUAAGAUCGGACGCCAGAAACUGCCGGUCCUGGAUCUGUUACAGCAAGCCCAGGAGGAAUCGGCAGCCGAGACUGGCCGUAUCCCCACUGCCCAGGCUGUUCACGGCAUCUACGCGGAGGCAUGGGACAAGUACCGUCAAGUUACAGCGGAUGAUGAUAGCGACGGCGACAUCAAUACAUCAUUGCGAUCUACUCUGCCUGAGGAGCUGCCUUGUUGGAUGACUACUCGUCGGCGUCUACCUCCCAAGAACAGCUGGUCUGGCUUUCUCUUUGACCAGAUCUUCUGCCGCCCCAAGCCACCAACCUGGAAUGCACUCUUCUUUCUCCAGCUCUACCGAGGAUUCAAGGAGUUUUGGCAGGAUACAUGUGCGCCGUUGGGCCCUUUCGAUGGUCGCUUCAGCCGCCAGAUCGGGUACUAUAUCCAGAUUGCAUUCAACUGUGACCACACCAAGGAAGUCGGUACCAGUCAUGCUCAGGGCACCUGGUACCACGCCAAGCCACCCUUCUUCCAGAUCCAGUACUGGGCUCCUUAUUUCUCUCCACCCCGCGUGCAAGAAAAGACAUCUCUGUCGUCCCUCUACCGUCGCCGCGCUUACCCCAAAGGUCUCUCCCCUCGGUCCACUCCCUUGAUUCCAUCACCCCGGUAUUUUCACGACCUUGAAAGCGUGGCCUGGCCGCACUGGGUCGAGAUAAUGCAUCAUUCGCAUCAUGAUCCAGAUGGUCUGCCCUUCGAACGCCGUAGCUCCAUCCGACGCCAUUGCAAACGCGCGUUGUUCCAUGUCUCCUUUCUUGCCGGCCCGACUUGGGGUAUAGAUAAGGAUGUCAACUUUAUCGUCCCAUGGUCUUUCAACAAAACAUCCCAUGGUAGUAGCAACGAGUGUGACAUCUUCCAUGUGCCUGUGGCUGAAACACAUAUCUCGAAGACAAUUGUCGAGGAUACGGCAAGCCAGCCAACCAUCCUGCUGCCCACCCGCGAUACUAUCAUCGGUUUGCUCGAUGCUAUAGAGACUCUUACUGGUCACUCUUCAAGCAUUGCAGAACGUCUAUCGUGGACAAAACGUCGACUCAAUAAUCAGGGCGAUCAAUACGACCUCCGUAGUCAUCUCGCGGCCAGGCAUCGGGAAGUGGGGCCAUCGACAGAGAGCCAGUCCCUCCUGGAACGGUUCCUUCACCAACGUGAGCCACCGGAAUGGGAUGUCGAGCCUGUGGAUGAAGAGGAAGCCGAGGACACGGAGGAAACGGCGGAAGAAGACAACUCCUCUUCAGGAGAGGAUAAUGAUCUGGAAGAUGUUGGCCUGAAUGACUUAGGAUUGUAUAUUGGCAAGGAUGUGCACCACUCAAUUCAAUCAACUAAAUGGCUCGGUGGCAGUAAGUUAACCUAG
Fusarium poae is the source of this 1953-nucleotide messenger RNA. RefSeq lists its product as uncharacterized. The record is from RefSeq and is a predicted model, not a curated record. The transcript has a single exon. Bases 1 to 1953 code for a protein of 650 amino acids. Lineage: Eukaryota; Fungi; Ascomycota; Sordariomycetes; Hypocreales; Nectriaceae.